UCCAAGCUUCUGUACCGUAAAGCAGGACGGGAAUGAUAAGAGACUUGUAGAGCUUGAUUUUGGUUCGUCGAGAGAGGACUUUACUGUUCAAUUGCCUACUCAGUCCAAAGUAGCACCUGUUGGCAAGAGUUAUUAUGCGCAGGAUUUCGAGGCUGACAUUGUUCGUGUUGUUGAUGCUGGUUCCCAGGUAUACGAAAUUAUCUACGACCUCGAAGUUAUGACUGUCAACAGUGACGUGGGAGCCAAGACGCGAAUGCGCCGACUGUUUGCUUGAUGACAGGAGAUAUUUCGUCUUGUCCUCAUUCACCUCCAGACCCAUUCGCUUCGCCUCCUUAUCCAUGCGGGAAAAAGCAGAACAAACGGCGCGGUUGUUGCUUCCGAUGAUAUCAAUAUCAUCGGCGUACGCCAGGAGCUGUACAUUCUUGUAGAAGAUUGUACCUUCUCGGUUUAUCUCUGCAGCUCUUAUAAUUUUUUCCAGCAUCACGUUAAAGAAGUCGCACGAUAGUGAGUCACCUUGUCUGUAACCUCGUUUGGUAUCGAACGGCUCGGAGAGGUCCUUCCCAAUCAUGACGGAGCUUUUGGUGUUGCUCAACGUCAACUUACACAGCCGUAUUAGUUUUGCGGGGAUACCAAAUUCAGACAUCGCGGCAUAAAGGCAGCUUCUUUUGGUGCUGUCGAAAGCAGCUUUAAAAUCGACAAAAAGGUGGUGUAUGUCGAUCCUCUUUUCACGGUUUCAAAUACUUGAAUAUAAUAUGCUACCUUUUGUUAAGGGGAAUUGCCUUUAAAAUAGGGACACCAGCAAGACAAUGGCCCCAAAUAUACACUUGGAAUCGUUUUCGGACAAUGUUGUUUAAUAUAUGGGUUGGCCUGUGCAAUAAAUCUCAUACUACGUUCGGACCGACAUUGAAAACCUCUUGAAAACACAAUUUGUGGAUUGUGGAACCAAAGUCGUUCUGACCGACUUCCUACCUCUCACCGCAGGAAUUUAUUUUUUUGUACUUUUGUUUUUUCUCCAUUCUUUUUUAAAAUGUCAAGAAAUAUCAGCUGACAAUGUGGAUGGCAAAAUAUGUCUUCCAAUUAUAUCGACUAAACUAGAGCAGACAUCGAUUAUAAUGAGUGCAAUAAAGUUUGUGGAAAACUUUCAAGAGGCACAUAGGACAAAAAGUUCCAAAAUCAAAGCUGAUUUAUGUAAAAAUUAAGUUGAUCCCCGAAGAUGGAGUCAUAUGUAGAAGUUCACGUAAGUGAGGAAAGUUUCUGACUGUCAUUCACUUGGGAGUGGCCAGGAACGAUUCUUUUACAUGUGGCUCAAGCAGUUCACGACUUCCGGUCUUAGACCAAGUAUCCUCUGGGUAGCCAACAGACAUCCGUUUGGAGGCGAGCUAAAGUGAGAAGGCGAAUCCCGCUUAUGCGGUUGUGCGUAGGGUUUGGGACCCACCACAUAAAAACACCCCCCAAUGAAAAGAAAGAAACAGCCUCGGAUGAGAGACCCCAAUUUUGAUGACGACCACUGCAAACGUUUAAAGGACUACGAAUUAAAGGCAUGCACCUGGAAUGUCCGGACCCUUAAUUGGGAAGGUGCCUCUGCCCAGCUGGUUGAUGUCCUCGUAAGAGUAAAAGCUGACAUCCCCGCAAUCCAAGAAAUGCGAUGGACGGGACAUGGACGGAAGAAGAUGGGUCCUUGUGACAUCUACUACAGCGGCCAUAUAAAGGAGCGCAAAUUCGGUGUGGGAUUCGUGGUGGGAGAGAGACUCCGUCGUCGAGUUCUGGCAUUCACUCCGGUGGAUGAACGUCUCAAAGCGAAGUUCUUCAACAUAUCGCUGAUUUGCGCCCACGUGAUCAAAGAUACCUUCUAUGAGCGCCUAGAACGUACCUAUGAGCGCUGCCCCCGCCACGAUGUCAAAAUCGUGCUUGGCGAUUUCAACGCUAGGUUGGGUAAAGAAGGUGUCUUUGGCCCAACAGUCGGAAAAUUCAGCCUCCAUGACGAAACAUCACCAAACGGUCUGAGGCUGAUCGACUUCGCCGGGACCCGAAAUAUGACUAGAUUCCAGUAUAAGAAAAUCCAUCAAGCUACUUGGCUGUCCCCGGAUCGAAUCACUCGCAACCAGAUCGAUCAUGUUGUGAUAGAUGGACGACAUGUCUCCAGUGUUUUUGAUGUGCGUACGCUUCGUGGUCCCAACAUCGACUCGGACCACUAUCUUGUAGCAGCUAAGAUACGCACCCGCCUCUGUGUAGAAAAGCGCACACGUCAACAAACACAAGGAAGGUUCGACUUCGAGAAGCUGCAAUCACUUCUGCUGUCUGAGAGCAGAGGUGAUCUAGUUAUUGAUGACCAGAGUAUACUGAGUUUGUGGAGGGAACACUUCUCCAGCCUGCUGAAUGGCAGUGAAAGUACAACACCAGGAGAUGGCGAACCCGAUUCCCCAAUCGACGACGAUGGAGCAGAUGUUCCAUUGCCCGACCGUGAAGAAAUUCGAAUAGCAAUUACCCGCUUGAAGAACAAUAAGGCGGCGGGGGCCGAUGGAUUACCGGCCGGGCUAUUCAAAUACGGCGGCGAAGAGCUGAUAAGGUGCUUGCAUCAGCUUCUUUGCAGAAUAUGGUCGGAAGAAAGCAUGCCUGACGAUUGGAAUCUCAGUGUACUCUGCCCAAUACACAAAAAGGGAGACCCCACAAUUUGCGCCAAUUACCGUGGGAUAAGCCUCCUCAACAUCGCGUAUAAGGUUCUGUCCAGCGUAUUGUGUGAAAGACUAAAGCCCACCGUCAACAAACUGAUUGGCCCUUAUCAGUGUGGCUUUAGACCUGGAAAAUCAACAACAGACCAGAUAUUCACCAUGCGCCAAAUUUUGGAGAAGACCCAUGAAAAUAGGAUCGACUCACACCAUCUCUUUGUCGACUUUAGUUCUAAAUUUAAUCAAACCGUGUUGGGAAGGCAAAUAACUGGAAGUUGCAGGCAGCAAUACAUACGAAAGCACAUGUAUCCAACGUACCUGCGUAUUACUCCAAUUCGCAUCUUUAUACUUAUUUCGGAUAUAAAAUGUUAUAUAUAGAUGUUUCAACGACCUCAGAUUAAUUACCUUGUUUCAGCACAAACUCACGCUCAACACGCAUACAUAUGUGUAUGCAUAUAUGAAGAAAAUUACAAAUUUCACAAAUAAAAUACCGCGAUAUAGAAGACGCACGAUACAGAAGAGGCACAACAA
Messenger RNA from Zeugodacus cucurbitae (melon fly), 3197 nucleotides. RefSeq lists its product as hypothetical. Gene Ontology annotation, biological process: neuromuscular synaptic transmission; clustering of voltage-gated calcium channels; neuron-neuron synaptic transmission. Gene Ontology annotation, cellular component: presynaptic membrane. The coding region runs from base 1455 to 3044 and encodes 529 amino acids. The transcript has 3 exons. Lineage: Eukaryota; Metazoa; Arthropoda; Insecta; Diptera; Tephritidae. Gene Ontology annotation, molecular function: catalytic activity. The record is from RefSeq and is a predicted model, not a curated record.